CGUUGCCCACGAAGUGUGAGUAGAUCGACCAAUCAAGAAAGAGAAUUAUUCGAGAAUUCUCGCACGAAUCGACGACCCGAUCGAAUCGUACCGUAGGGACACGAAGAAGAACCCUUUCUUUCAAAUUUCAAACCCUGCAUCUUCUUACAUACUCAUAUGAUGUGAGGGUACGUACAUAUCUUAGAAGGGCUCCCUGUUUAUUGUUUAUGUUUGAUGUUUGAUGAGAAAAAGGGGCGGGUAGCGCGUAGCGGGUAAAGUACGUACCAAGUACUCGUAUCAGCCAGCGGAUUUACUUUAGGACAGUCUAGAACGAGUACUCGUUCGUACCUAACGUACCAAACAGUAGGAGGUACGUACAGUUAUGUACCGUACUCCCACCCGCUGCCGCGCCGUGCCCCAUUCCAGUGGUAGUACGAGUAUUGUACUGCACGACUGGUACUGUACAGUGUCGUACUGCUAUGAGAAGGAGAACCAGCAUCCAGCAUCCCCUGUCGAAAUCAUCAAUCAYCAACAAGAUAUUAUUUCAUCAGGCCAAUCAUCGACGGUUCCCUUCCAAAGCUCAACAGAACCGAUUUGUUUUGGGCCGAGGGAUCCACCCUUCUGUAGAAGCAACGCACCGCAUUCGGAUCGUUAGCAACCUUCUUAUCUGGUUUGCAAGCAGCGAGGCAGCAAGGCAUACUCUCGGAUUCUGGAAGUAACCACACCGCACCGUACGCUCCACCGAGUCCAACCGGUUUGGUGUCCAGCCAACACCUCCCGGACGCGUUCGAUACCAAGCAAUUGCAUCUUUUCGACGAACCCAUCAUCUCAAAACGAAACGAAACGAAACGAAACGAAACGAAAACAACCCGAUCUUAAAACCGCAAAGAACGCAACAAAGUCAGCCAUGCCCCGUCGCAAACAGACGCGGGACGCACCCAACCGGCAACCGCCUUCGGUUCCCUUUCCCACGGGGGACCCCGCAGGCAUGGCCGCAAACACCAACAGCAACAACCCGUUUUUCCGAAACAUGGCACCGGUGGACUACCUGGCGGCGAACGACCUUUCCCUGGGGCUGAUGGCCGGAGGCGGGGGCAAUUCGAGCGGGCUCCAGCCGAUCAACGUCAAUGUCAACGUCAACGCCAACGUCAACGCCAAUGUCGGGAUCCCCGUUCCCUCCCCGGACGCCAUCGGGCUGGGUCCCGUGAUGGGUCCCGUGAUGGGUCCCGUGAUGGAUUCCGUGAUGGAUCCGAGGGAAGUUGUUGUUCCCGGCGGGGACCGCGUGAGCAUGGCCGCAAACGUGAACGUAAACAUCAAUGCGAAUCCCCACGGCGUUGGUCCCUACGGCGGAGCCGCUGGAUCCUAUCCCGGUCCCUACCCGGGGCAUCCCGGCUCUCUGGUGGAUCGCCCCCACUCGUCCCACGAGGCUUCCUACAAUCCUUCCCCCCUGGCGGAGGCCGGCGGGGAGACCGGCGUCUUUCGCACCAGCACCACCACCAACAACACAGGCGAGGAUUCCUUCGGAUUCGGCGUCGCGGGCGGGCUGGAACUCGAACCGACCCCCAUCGGGCCGGGGGCAACGGUGGAGCCACCGCGGCCGGCUGCUCCCGCCCCCAUGUAUUUGUCCGGGCUGUCCCCGUUGCCGCUGAGACCGGUCGAGCCGGAGCUGGCGAUGGSCCCGGGAAUGCCGUCCCUCCCCGAACCACAGRCCCUGUUUGCGCUCAACCCCUCGCCGCCACUCGCCGCAAGCAAGCCCCRGGGCAGACCGAGGGGGAGGCCACGGGGCAGGCCGCCGAAGGGGAGACCGAGGGRCAGGCCGCCGGCUGCCAAGAAUUCGACCAAGCGGGCCCCGCAAAGCCCCAAGCCUCCGGCCGAGAAACCCCUGCCGGUGCCGUCUCCCGAAGCGAAACCGGGCCACCGGGAGCACCCGCACGAAUCCACCGGGGCGGCGGACGUGGGGAGUGGAGAGGGGGCAGUGGGCACGCCCUCUUCGGGGCCAGAAGAGCCCCCCGGUCCCGUCCAUGGUGCCAGCGAGCCUGCCACGGACCGGCAGAGUGACGCUUUGAGACCGAAAGGAGCUGGCAGCGUUCCCGAGAAAAGCAGACCCGGGAGCAACACCAAUAGCGAACCGGUUGCGGAGCACCAGGGGGCCAAACCCACGGGCAAGGGGGGCCGCGGAAAGGGAAGCCGGAAGAAAUCCGGGGUAAAUCAUCGAUCCGCGUCGGACGGGGAGCAGCAGCAGCAGCAACCCCUGAACGAUGGCGGGCGAGAAAGCAAGCAAGAAGCCGAUCAAUUGGAACCCAAAAAGGGUGCCACCGAUUCUCAAUCGCAAUCGCUAUCCCAAACCCCGAUGGCCGACGGCGUCCGCAGAAACAGCAACACCAGGAGGAGCGGGGCCGGCCGGGGCCGCGGCCGGCGGAGGUCCUCGUCGUCCCGGCAGUCGCAUUCCGCCGAGGGCACCGACGAUGACGAACCGGACCAAGCCGAUUCCGAGCACGGGUUUGUCUCGGUCGAGGCGCGGACCCGCCGGGCCCGGAGCCGGCUCGUCCCCCGGACCCAGCUCAUCAUCGCCAACGACGACGAGCCGGAGCGGCUGACCAAUCCCCUCCUUGCGAUGGUCCCGACGAACCUGCGCAGGGAACAGAACGAGCUCGCCAAGAAACUGAGGAGGGAUCUGGCAAGCGCGGAGCAGGGAAGCAGACAGGGUACGAUCGGUGGUGGAUCAUCGCUGGUGGCCGCCGCAGCGGCGCUGGUGGCUCGCGGCAGCGGAGGCAGCGGCCGGGGGAGCGGAAAGGGGAGGCGGCAGAGAACCGCCGGCAAGGACGAUUCGCCGGGAAGCAGUGGGUACACAGAGGGGGACGGCGGUGCUCCGAAAGCAACCGGAGUGAUCCCGGUCGAGGAAUUCAUUCGGUCGGCCUCGAUCGUCUUCCACCGGCCCGAUACCUACCCCCUGUCGUUCCUGGCGCGGCUCCUCGGAUUCGAUGUGGACGUACCYGAUUGCACCGAGAUGCUGGUGCCCAGCGGCGGCGACACAGCAAGCGCUGGCAAGGAGGUAUCACCGAGCCUCCCCAGGUUUCCGACGCCACUGCCGGAUCCCCAGACCCUGCCCCUGCGCAAGGACAGAAUGUUUCUUACCAUUCCCAAGGAAGAGAACCUAUUUGGCAACCAGCAACACAUGCACCGUCGGAAGAGGACUGCAAGCAAUCGUUUGGGUGACUCGGACGAUCAGCGGGUUCUCGAUUACAUGGAUCCCAUCUACAAAUUAUUCUUGCAGCACGGAUGGGAAUCCAGUCGCUGCACGGCCGCACCCCGCCCCAAAUGCCUCAAAUUUAUCAACGAACAGCGACAACAAGAAUCGAUCCGGCAGAAAGUAACAGAGAUGGCACGGGAAGUCUUGGGUCUGUCCAGAGACUGGACAUUUCAGGACUGGGGGUCCUUUCAAUCGCAAUCGCAGCGAGAGGAAAGAGAAAGGGAGCAGGCCAAAGUCAACGGGGUUUCGAAAUGCGAUGCCACCGCCGCUGAUGGCAGCUGUGCCAGCGACGAAUUGCARUCUCUAGAAAGUGCCAAGGAAACCCCGGUGCCAAGCUCUUCAACGCUUUCACAGCAUCGCCGCCCGCGCCGCCAAGAUGCUUUGCCUCUUUGGACAAUAGAUGGCAAACAAGUCUUUCGUCAUAUGCCCCAGCAUGUCUUCGGAAUAUUGGCGUUGCACCAGGGACAGCCCRUUGCCCUUCUCAGGUAUCAACUGCAUUGGUACCGAUUGCCAACAUCUAGAACAGCAGAGCACAACCAAGACGAAAGCGGGAGGAGAGAGGACGAAUUGAUCAUGAUUAUCGAUGGGAUUGGGUAUCCAAAAAGUGACCCUGCAGAUAAAAGCGAUGGCACCAAUCGCAGUGCCGAUGGUGCAAAUAAUAGCGAGCCGACUGGUGGAAAAAGCGAAGGCAAUAAAGCUUCGGGCAUAGAAUUGCCCGAAGAAAAAAGGAACAACGUGUGCCUUGAAGACGAAACGACAAAAGGGAUGAUAGAUAAUGUCUUUCGAGAAGCCCCUUCUUUGCCCGUCGAAGCUACGCCCAACGACGAAAUAGAAAUUGUAAUGAUGAYRCUGGCAUUGGAGCACACGAGGGCAUGCGGCGUAUUUUAUGCAGUCUGGGAUACGCCGGAACCGUUUGUGGCAAAAAAUGAAUGUUUUUUCCGUAUGGUAAAGUUGCACCGGAGUGAUACCGUUGAAGUGCCGAAAGAAGGUACGGUACAGAACAGCCAUGUCGAGGAAAAGGCAGGAAGCACAGAUAAGCAUGCAUCAGGGAGCUUCAAGUUUCAACCAAUGAUAUGUGAUUUGAAGAAAUGCAGCUCGCGGCUUGCAAUAUUGAAGCUAAAGGAAGGCAAAGAAAGAGGAACUAGCUACCAUGAGAGACAGAAAGAGGCGACUGCAAAAAACGAAGAUUUUGGUUCGUCCCCGAUGCGUCUUUUAGUUGAGAUGCCAUCUUUCGCGAAGGCUAGCACCUACUUCAACAGUGCCGACGUAUACAUGGACUGCCGUCACUCUAAACGAGGUUUAGAUACAGAAUCAACAUGUACAAAUAUAUAUUCUGGAGCAACAGGUCAGACAAGAGACGUUUCGUUGAAACUAAAAGCAAAAAUCGACCCUAGUGACGAGAGUCAAGUGGGCGUUAAUAUAGUCUAUUCGAAUGAGGGUAGCCAAUGGAGAACACAACCCGUGCAUUCGUCACAAGCAAUGAAAACACCACAACACGCAGCAGAGGGCGAAGUGAAAGAGUGCGAAAGGAAAGGGAAAGGAUGCGGAAAUGAAAAAGAAACUUGCAUUGAAUUGAACGAGAGUAAUUCUGAGGGGCACAUAUCUUGGAACUUAAUGAAAUGCUUUCCAAUCAUGGAUAAGCUUUCACAUAGUCCUGGUGAGGCAGAGAAUGAGAUAUUGAAUAAGCUGACGAUGAAACAAAACGCAUUGAUUGCAAUGGAGGGAUCUUUGGAACCGCAGGCCCGCAGACUUCUUACCAAGACAAUAGAAGAAAGAAUUAAGUAUGAAUCAUCUGAGUCUGUUGAGCGGCGUAGAAAUACGAAAAAUACCUUAAUGAAAUUCCAAGACUACCUGUUUAAACGAAGGAAGAUUGAUCAAGUCCGCCAGGAGCUACGAGAGGAAGACAUGGACGCAGUCUGCUCAAUAUGUCAGGAUGGUGAUGUUUCGCCAGACAACCAAAUUCUCUUCUGUGAAUCGUGUAACAUUGCGGUUCAUCAAAAAUGUUAUGGAGUAGAAAGAAUCCCCGAAGGUGACUACUACUGCAUUGCUUGUCGUCAUUUUGAACGCGAUAAGAUGAUUCAGUCAUUGUCUGAGACUUCGCGUCUGCAAGCGAGGGCCGACCUCUCCCCGUUGCCGAUUGUUUGUGAACUCUGUCCAUCAACUUAUGGAGCUUUUACUCGSCUGCAAAAUCCAAAAGCAGAUUCGGAUCCCUCUGAUGUAAAAUGGGUGCACAUGAUGUGUGCAAAAUGGCAAGGACUAGAUUUUGUAAACAAAGGGGAUGCGUCUCUUGUUGAGGAUACCACUCAACUGAAACAGUCAUAUCGACGCAAAAAUGUAUCUUGUUGCAUCUGCAAAGGGUCGAGAGGUGCGUACGUAAAAUGUAGGGAAUGCGAUAAUUGGUGUCAUAUUACUUGUGCCAGAGAAAGUGGCCUAUGCGAAGUAGUACACGGGGAGGACGUGAAAGGCAUUCCAAUUGAAGACAAUCCUUGGUCGAUACUGUGUCCAGAACAUUCAUCAGUUGAGAAAAAACAAAAGAAUUCAAAGCGGAUUGAAGAGUUGAUCAAAGCUUCGAAARAUCUUCCUGAUGAGCCGGAGCCGCCACCCUUACUCGAGGAAUUAGGACCAUACAACAAGCUMACGGGGGAACAACGCAAAGUGGCUCUCUCUGUCAGAGAAUACGAAGACAAAUAUAUUGCAGAUAUUUUGAAGACAAAACUUUCAGGAGUUAGGUGCGAAGUUUGUGACACUAUCGAGGACAUUCAUGGAAGAAAUCUUUCACGCUGUGAAGUUUGUGGCAGUGUGAUCUGCCAUACAUGUGAGUUGUUUCCAGAAAAUCCUGGCCAGCGAUCAUUCAAGUGCUUUGGCUGUCGUUUUCGAUCAGAAAGAAAGGGUGAAUCAGAACCACAGUGCAGCAUGUGCAAUCAAAAAGGAGGCAUUUUGGUCAAUGCCACCUCGGCUCCAAUGGAUUUUAAGAAAGCUUACUGGAAUAAAAACGAAAGAGAAUUUGAAAGAUCCUUGUACAAAAAAGCAAUGUGGGCUCAUAUAUCGUGCACUUAGUAAGUUUUUCUCUGUUGCAGUAUUCUCGGUUUMUGGAUUUCGCACUUACCUCCCUUACGUAUUUCGUGUUAUUGUACUGAAGUUGGCUCAAGGAUGUGAUGAUUGACCAUAAUGCCAAGACAGUUGAUUUAUCUAAUGUCAUAGCUGCAAAUGGGAAGCAUUUUAUACAGCAUAWUAAUCGCUGUGGACUGUGUGGAAUGAGAAAUGGCUACAAAACGAAAUGUUCCGCUGGUCGUUGCCACGCCCAUGGGGAAAUGAAUAAGCCAUACCACUUCCAUGUGACGUGCGCAAGACAAGUUGGAUUUGAGGUUUCGCACAAUGAGGACGAUGAAUUCAUCGGUAAGUUCAUUUUCAUUUGUCUCUACGGCACGUUAUAGCUUUCAUAAUUGAAGUGUCCUCACCAACACCUUUUAUCUUCUAGUAAAUUGCUAUAUUCAUGGGACYAACGAGAACAACCUUCGUGCAAGACUCGAAGAUUUAAUUGAAAUGGAAAAGAAGCGAGCAGGAAAAGAUUUUUCGAGAUCUAAUGCUCCAAUGAAAUUCAGUGAUGGAAGCAAACUUCUGCAUGGGGGCAUUAUGGUGAUGCGAAUAUUGGGCUGGGCAUGGCGUUGGGCGGAAUGGUGGGUCCAAUAUGGAUCCACAUGGGAACCGCUGUUGGAACCAGGCCAAGAUGAACUUAUGAUGACACCUGAGGAUCUUCGGAUCGUUGAAAGCACAGCAGAAAGCCGCAUGAAUGAUGCAAGAAGAUGCCGUUUGUCUGCGUUCGGAGCGGCUCUUCGGAACCGAUGUUACGAUACUAAAGAUGGAUUCAACAAUGAAGCUUUGGGGCGCGCGCUCCGAGCAAUUCUCCAUACUCAAACCCUUGUAGGUCCGUUAGAUGAAUACGAAAUUGCUUUUUUUUCGGACUUGYUAGCUAGGGCCUAUCGAUCAAAAUCUAGAUUGUUGGGGUUCGGGGAAGACAAAAUACCUGUUGCGAACGAAGCCUUCUGCUUACAUAAACAGGACAAUACCCCCAAGUUYGAAUUAUGUGAUCGUCCUUUACCUGGAAAGCAAGUCCUGCCCCUCGACCAGAUAUACGAAAUUGGCGUAUCAGAGCCAGACGACUUCUUGCUAAGCAAAAAUACUGAAARCGAUGGUCAAGUUGAUCACGAAAUGUGCAAGGAAAUUGAUUAUAAGUACAAAGGAAUGUUGAAAGUCGAUAGUGACUCAGAUGACCUUAGUUUGUCGGCAGUGAUUGAAACAAGUCUGUUUGACAAAGAAAAUAGUUAUAUUUUGACACAACGACGAGGACGCAUACCAAAGAUUAUGAAUCUACAGAUAGUUGUGAAGGUGGCCGGUGAGAGAGUGGAGGCCAAUCAUUCCCCAAGACAGAGACAUAGUGCAAUUGGYAUUUACAAAGCAUCCGAAGAGAAGAUGAAUUUUGAUACUGAAGGGUUUGGACAUCUACCAGCGAAAAAGAUAGAAUUUCUUGAAGAUAUCCAGAUACGAUCACUCGCUCACUUCAUGGCAACCCCGACAACAGAAAUGGCCGGUCCGUACAACACAUGGCGCCGAGAGAAAGGCUUGAACCCUUGCGUUGCUUCCAACACGAUUAAUAAAUGGAAAUCUGACGU
Messenger RNA from Pseudo-nitzschia multistriata, 7899 nucleotides. Lineage: Eukaryota; Bacillariophyta; Bacillariophyceae; Bacillariales; Bacillariaceae. The record is from the annotation of a GenBank genome assembly.